This is a messenger RNA of Lactuca sativa (garden lettuce), 798 nucleotides long. RefSeq names its product large ribosomal subunit protein eL31. Gene Ontology annotation, biological process: cytoplasmic translation. Gene Ontology annotation, cellular component: cytosolic large ribosomal subunit; ribosome. Gene Ontology annotation, molecular function: structural constituent of ribosome. The record is from RefSeq and is a predicted model, not a curated record. Lineage: Eukaryota; Viridiplantae; Streptophyta; Magnoliopsida; Asterales; Asteraceae.
CAAGGUUGGGUUUUAUAAUCUUCUCAAUUUCUCUCGCUUACAACCAGUUUGGUUCCAAAUCUCAAACCCUAGGUGCGUUUCCAUCUCUUACACACGCAGUCACAGCUAUACGUGUAUAGUUCUCAAUGCUACCAGCGUAGAUUAUCUUUUCGUGAAGGUAAGGUUUGAGAGAGGUUAACAAUGGUGGAGAAGACUAAAGGUAGGAAGGAAGAGGUGGUAACCAGGGAGUACACUAUCAACCUCCACAAACGCCUCCAUGGAUGCACAUUCAAGAAGAAGGCUCCCAACGCCAUUAAAGAAAUCAGGAAAUUUACACAGAAAUCGAUGGGGACAACAGAUGUGAGAAUAGAUGUGAAGCUAAACAAGUACGUGUGGAGUAAUGGAAUCAGAAGCGUUCCUAGAAGAGUUAGAGUGCGUAUUGCACGCAAAAGGAAUGAUGAUGAAGAUGCAAAGGAAGAACUUUACUCUCUGGUCACUGUUGCAGAGAUCCCAGCUGAAGGGCUCAAGGGUCUUGGAACAAAGAUCAUUGACGAUGAAGAUUGAUUAAUGGGAUCUUCUUUUUGAGUUUAAAAUCAGGAGUUGCUUUUUUUUAGAAUUGGUAUUUCAUUCGGAUUAUACAACAUUUGUUGUUUUACUUGUGAUGACUGAUGGAUGUUAUAUACUGGGUGUUUGCUGUUUUUUUCUAAGGGGGAUAUAGUGAAGUUCAAGGGUUUUGAAUUAUGAUGUAUAUGGUUUUGAAUUUCCUUGUUUGUUGAUACAUUCAACUCAAUAUCUGAAGAUAGCCUAAAUCAUCCUGAA